AUGUCUCUGAAGCAGGAAAUCGAAACCUGGGUGUCGGCCCUGACACUCUACGAUAACAAUGAAUUCGACGAGGCUCUCAGUGACUUUGAAAAGAUCGCCGACACGAGCAAAAUCCUCUUCAACAUGGGGGUUAUCCACGCCACCCUGGGCGAGCACGAAAAGGCGGUCGAGUGCUACCAACGAGGCAUUCAGCUCGACCAGUAUCUUGCCGUCGCGUACUUUCAACAGGGCGUCUCUAAUUUCCUCCUUGGCGACUUCGAGGAGGCGCUGGCCAACUUUAACGAUACCCUUUUGUACCUCCGCGGCAACACUAUGAUCGACUAUGCCCAGCUGGGGCUCCUCUUCAAGCUGUACUCGUGCGAAGUGCUCUUUAACCGAGGGCUUUGCUACAUCUACCUGCAGCAGAAGGACGUUGGGAUGCAGGACCUCGCCUAUGCUGUCAAGGAGAAGGUAGUGGAAGACCACAAUGUCAUCGACGAGGCCAUUGGGGAAGAGGCCGAGGGCUACACCGUCUUCUCGAUCCCGGUCGGUGUUGUCUACCGGCCGAACGAGGCCAAGGUACGAAACCUCAAGACAAAGGAUUACCUCGGCAAGGCAAGGCUGGUGGCGGCCUCGGACCGGUCCAAUGCCUUUACCGGCUUUGCCGGCUCCGAGAUCAAGAAUGCUGGCAAGAGCGAGGUCAAAGACGACCGGCCAGCCGACAACAUCUCCUUCGCCGCCACAAACCUUGUCAAGCCCGGGAUUCAGUCUCGGAGACAACAGUCUGAGCCACCAACAAGCCGGAACGUCUUUCCUCCCACGCCGCCUCCUGAAAACGAUCGCCCAAGUCGUGGUGCCUCUGACGGCCGUCCUUGGCCCACGAGGUCCACUUCUAAUACUCCCUCGAGAGGCUAUCCUUCGCGCGGGCCAUCAAGGCAAGUGAUUGAUGAAGAAGAAGAAAUGUAUCCCGACGAGCUGUACGACAUGUACCAGGGCGGAGGAGGCUAUGCGCGCGGAUCAAGAGGAAGCCGGCCUUCGAACCGCUCCAGGCAACCUCGAUACAUCGAUGAGGAUGACGAAGGCUCCGACUAUGAUGAUGGAUCGCUAGAUGGAGCAGAGUUUGAGAUGGUGUCGAAUAAUCGUCGCGGCCCGCCGUCCUACAGGUCUGGCUCACGAUCCGCCUCCCGCGCGCCUUCACGGCGACCAGAUGUUCGAAAGAUCAGGGUCAAAGUGCACGCAGACGACGUGCGCUACAUCAUGGUGGGCGCAGCUAUCGAAUUCCUGGACCUGGCAGACUGCGUCCGUGACAAGUUUGGCCUACGACGCCGGUUCAAGAUGAAGAUCAGGGAUGAGGACGCUCCGGACGACAUGAUCACCUUGGGAGACCAGGAUGAUCUCGACAUGGCCCUCCAAAGCGCCAUUAGUAUGGCGAGGAGGCAGAGACAAGACGUGGCGAAGAUGGAGAUUUGGGUUUUCGAUGCUUAG
Molecule: messenger RNA, 1464 nt
Organism: Hirsutella rhossiliensis
Lineage: Eukaryota; Fungi; Ascomycota; Sordariomycetes; Hypocreales; Ophiocordycipitaceae
Product: tetratricopeptide repeat domain-containing protein
Exons: 7
Coding region: 1-1464 (487 amino acids)
Molecular function (GO): protein binding
Source: RefSeq, a predicted model, not a curated record